AUGUGUGAAAUCCGCGCAGCUGUUGCUGCUGAGCCAUUGGCAGAGCAGCCAGUGUUGUUUCGCAUCCCACAUGCGGAAGGCAACCACAAGUGCCAAGGAGGUGGAAUGGUGCAUGUAGACGACAUGCUUGCGGCAGGAUUGACCGCACGCCUUCAGGAGCUUGAGAAUCACUUGAAGUCAAAGUUCAAAGUGUCCAGUGAAUGGAUCCGCCAAGUCGGCGACGAGGUUUCCUUCUUGAAGCGGCGACUGAUCCUAGUCAGCCCCAAUUUGCUGGUUGUUGAGCCUGAUAUCAAAUAUCUUGAGAAACUCUUGAAGAUCACUGGACUAGAUGGUGCCAAGGAGCGGUACAAGGCGGCCCCGUUCCCGACUGGAGGCCUGCCGACAGACCUUUCAUCGGACCGCGAGCUGAACUCAGAGUCAGCAUCAAAGUAUCGCUCAGCACUUGGUAUCUUAAUGUACCUUGCUUCUGACCUGUUGGCGUGUCAAUUUGGGAUUCGGUUCUUGUCCACACAUGCUCACAAGCCUACCGAAGGCUGCUGGAAGUUACUGAGGCAUCUGACUGCCUAUGUGAAUUGCCAUAAGUCACAUGUGCUUUGUUUGGCAAAACCCCAGCUUGGGCAAGGACUGAUCUGCAAUCGCGUGUCUGAGCAGAAAACUUCUACCCUCGAAAUGUUCUCAGACAGUGACUGGUCGCUUGGGAAUCGCCAAGGAGUCGGACGGACUCGCCACAUCGACGGAAAGCUGUUGUGGCUUCAGCAGAUGACUCAGGAAAAGAUGCUGGACAUUUCACCGGUUGGAACCGCAGAGAAUGUUGGUGACCUUCCCACGAAGCCGCUAAAGCCAGAGAGAGUUGAGUUCAUCCUUGCACGGUUGAAUGUUCGUGACAAGGAUUGCGGCUAUGCCUUGGUUGGGAACGCCCAUUUGCUUGAUCACAGGACGCGACAUCAUGUGAGUCGCAUUGUGAAGCGAGGAGCAGUCAACCCACAGCUUGUGCUUCAGAUCCUUGCAUUGGCUUUGCAAGCAGAUUCUGUCGCCAGUGCCGAUGAUGAGCCCAAUACGCAUCGCGAUGACGCCUUGAGCCAGGGGACUGGCGAGCACGGUUACGGUGAGAUGUUUUGGAAUUUUCUUGAACAGUUGCUGUAUGCGAUUUUCUUGAUUGCUGAUUUCCUUGCAGAGCAUCCCAUGCCGAGUUUUAUCGUGAGCCAAUGCGUUAUCAUUGCAGUGCUGUGUGGUAUCUUCUUGUGCCGUGGAAACAGGCCAGAAAGGUUGCAUGAGAAGGCAAGUGAGGCAGCUGCGUGCAGCGAUGGCAGCGCGCCGCAGGUGAUGCCGGGUGUGUGCGUCAAUGUGACAGUCGAGGGAGCCAAAGUUUCGGUUGAUAGUGUAGGGCCCUAA
Messenger RNA from Symbiodinium sp. CCMP2592, 1392 nucleotides. Lineage: Eukaryota; Dinophyceae; Suessiales; Symbiodiniaceae. The record is from the annotation of a GenBank genome assembly.